GCUGAAACACAACGACAAAUAGAAGAAGAUGCUUUUGAUAUAUCAUCAGUUGGAACUCUAAGAACUCGUAAUGUUUUUGGAACAAAGCCACCGCGAAUCGUUGCAUUGGAUGUAUUCCGUGGAUUGAUGAUGCUUUUUCAAUCUAUUGAGCGUAAAUAUUUUAAACGAUGA
Racocetra fulgida is the source of this 171-nucleotide messenger RNA. The record is from the annotation of a GenBank genome assembly. Lineage: Eukaryota; Fungi; Glomeromycota; Glomeromycetes; Diversisporales; Gigasporaceae.